AUGUCACAACUUUACCGCGGGCGGUCGUAUCAAAAUAUUUUGCGCAAACUCCCACGGAAUCUUGUGGUAUUCGAUGGGCACUGUCUUAUGUGUCAGGCACGUGUGCGGCACGUGUUGGAACGCAAUUUCUCGUACUUUAGUUUCAUUCGUAUCAUGCAGGGCAUUGAUCCGGUGAAACUGGAGGCGAACAAAAUGUUGUUUUGCAGUUUUGACUCCGUUGAGUGGCGUGAGGUGCGCCGCAACUUCCCACAUCUUUUAAAUGAUGCGGACGGUGUCGUGCUGAUUGAGAAGGUGCCAUCAAAAACGGCCUCCUUUUUAAGUCGCGUAAGACAAGGACAAAAACCGCGACGUCAACAGGGAGGAACAGGCGGCAUGAACAGCAGUGAAGAGAAAAGAGGCCUGAAGAAUUUCUUUCAAACGAACAUUUUUUCUUUUCCUCUUGCCUCGUCCAGUGUAACAACCCCAAGAGGGCUCGCGGGCGGUUUUGAUGUUGUGGAGGAGGAUGUGGACAUUGUUGUAUCUGUGAAAUACGAGGCGGUAUGCCGUAUUGGGAUGAAGCUGGAUCGAUGGUUGCUGCGUACACUCUUUUGCUGCCUAUACUACAUGCUCCCGCGGUGGAUGGGCGAUCGCUGGUACGACUACAUCUUGCGGCGGAGGCGAUUGUGGGGCACCUCGGAGGAGGAUGCGGUGCGUUAUCCGAAGCGUGUGCCUGGACUAAAGGAGCGCACAUGGAAACUGUGGGGCAAAUGA
Messenger RNA from Trypanosoma cruzi, 750 nucleotides. RefSeq lists its product as uncharacterized. Lineage: Eukaryota; Euglenozoa; Kinetoplastea; Trypanosomatida; Trypanosomatidae. The record is from RefSeq and is a predicted model, not a curated record. The coding region runs from base 1 to 750 and encodes 249 amino acids. The transcript has a single exon.